AAGCAUACAUUACAAGCCAUCUGCUUACAGAGGAAGACCGCAAAGCUCGACUCAUCCUCUACAAUAAUGGCAAGCAAUCAGCCGACAGAAAAUACAGAGCAGGCGGCCGCCCCGGUCGCGCAUGCGAAUGGCAUGCAGACGAGCGAAACCUCUGGGGUUGCCGCGAACCUCCCCACCCCUACCAUCCCGGAGCCCAGGCUGCCGACGCGCAAGGACGCAUCGCUCAAGGAGUUUCUCAACAAGAUGGACGACUACGCGCCGAUUAUUCCCGACGCAGUCACCAAUUACUACAUGACGCGCGCCGGCCUCCCGCCGCCCCCGCAGACCGACCAGCGCCUGGCGCGACUGCUCGCCCUGGCGACGCAAAAGUUCAUUGCUGACAUUGCGGCCGAUGCGUACCAGUACAGCCGGAUCCGCGCGAGCAAUACCAGUGCCAACAACCCGAUGGGCAACCUCGGUGCGGCCGCGGGUUUCCCGAUUCCCGGGCAGCCGGCCGGCCAGCCCGGCAGCAAAGAACAGGGUCGCGGUGGCCCGCUGGGUAUCCAGCGGCCCGGGUACGGCGGCGGUGGGCAAGGCGGCAGCCAGAACCGCACGGUACUGACCAUGGAAGAUCUCGGAAUGGCCGUGGGCGAGUUCGGCGUCAAUGUGAAGCGGAGCGAAUUCUACCGCUGAUGGAGGAUUCCACGUCUCAAUUGGCUGUCUUUGUGGCACCAUCGUCACUUUCUGCCCGCCGGGGGGGGGGGGGUGUAGGCCUGUCUGCUAUGCUUUGUUUGGUUUCAGUUUCACAGAGGUCCCCUCGAGGAGA
This is a messenger RNA of Thermothelomyces thermophilus ATCC 42464, 805 nucleotides long. Its product is annotated as TAF10-like protein. NCBI's taxonomy places the organism in Eukaryota, Fungi, Ascomycota, Sordariomycetes, Sordariales, Chaetomiaceae. Gene Ontology annotation, biological process: transcription initiation at RNA polymerase II promoter. Bases 67 to 672 code for a protein of 201 amino acids. The record is from RefSeq and is a predicted model, not a curated record. The transcript is spliced from 2 exons. Gene Ontology annotation, cellular component: nucleus; SAGA complex; transcription factor TFIID complex. Gene Ontology annotation, molecular function: promoter-specific chromatin binding; RNA polymerase II general transcription initiation factor activity.